GCUUCUUCCAACGGAUCAACUCUUCACUUCACCAGAAAUUACAAGAGAGCUUCUUCCAACGGAUCAUCUCUUGACUUCUUCUCUUCACCAUGGGGAACUGUGCUGCCUGCUGCCGAGGAUUCUGGUGCAGGGCCAAAAACCCUGACGUCCGGAUCAGUCUGCCUGCGGUCUGCUUCAUGUGGCAGAUCGCUAUGAUCAUCUUGUUUGGAGUGUUUGUGCGCUAUGAUGAAGAGUCGGACGCACACUGGUCUGAGCACAAGCGUGCAAACAACAUCACGAGUGACAUCGAGAACGACUUCUACUACAGAUACCCAAGCUUUCAGGAUGUGCAUGUGAUGAUCUUCGUUGGUUUUGGCUUUCUCAUGACCUUCCUGAAGCGUUACAGCUUUGGCGGGGUCGGUUUUAACUUUCUCAUCGCUGCCUUCGGUCUGCAGUGGGCUCUUCUCAUGCAGGGCUGGUUCCACUUUCUGGAUCCGGUUGAUGGCUAUAUCAAGAUUGGAGUUGAGAAUAUCAUCAAUGCCGACUUCUGUGUGGCUGGAUGUCUCAUUGCUUACGGAGCUCUGCUGGGAAAAGUCAGUCCAGUGCAGCUGAUGGUCUUGACGUUAUUUGGCAUCACACUGUUUGCAGUCGAGGAAUACAUCAUUCUUCAUGUUCUCCAUGUUCGGGACGCUGGCGGAUCCAUGGUCAUCCACACUUUCGGAGGAUAUUACGGUCUGACGAUAUCAUGGAUUCUCUAUCGACCGAAACUAGACAAGCGUCUGAAUGGAUCUGUCUACCAAUCGGAUGUCUUUGCUAUGAUUGGGACUCUCUUCCUCUGGAUGUUCUGGCCCAGUUUCAACUCUGCCAUCUCAGAUCAUGGAGAUGGACAACACCGGGCGGCCAUAAACACCUACCUCGCACUGGCUUCUUCAGUCCUGACGACAUUUGCCAUAUCAAGCCUUUCAGCCAAGAGGGGAAAACUGGACAUGGUGCAUAUCCAGAAUGCAACUCUGGCUGGGGGGGUCGCCAUGGGAUCAGCGGCCGAGUUUAUGAUCACACCCUACGGUUCUCUCAUCGUGGGCUUCUGCUGCGGGAUAAUCUCCACAUUUGGCUACCUGGUGAUCAGUCCCUUCAUGGAGAAGUAUUUGAAGAUUCAAGACACAUGCGGAGUCCAUAACCUGCAUGCCAUGCCCGGUGUCCUCGGGGCAGUCGUGGGGGCCAUCACAGCGGCCGCUGCCAGUGAGAGCGUCUACGGACAUGAAGGGUUGGUAAACACCUUCAAUUUUAAAGGGAAGUAUGCUGAAAGGACCCCUGCCACACAAGGAGGCUUCCAGGCAGCCGGUCUUUGUGUUGCUCUUGCUUUUGGUAUCGUAGGUGGAGCCAUAGUAGGUUUAAUCUUGAGACUUCCGUUCUGGGGAGACCCAUCCGAUGAUAACUGCUUUGAUGAUGAGGUGUACUGGGAGGUGCCUGAAGACGAGGAGAGCAUCCCUCCCAUUCUUGAGUACAACAGUCACAUGGUCGGCAAAAAUACAGACAGGAUGUCUAACUUCACUGUGGAACAGAGCUAAUGCAAGAAAUAAGGACUUCGUUAUGGCAAAAGAUGAACAUGUUCACAUCAUAUUGGGACCAAAAAAAAAAAAAAAAAACACAAAAAA
Molecule: messenger RNA, 1634 nt
Organism: Carassius auratus (goldfish)
Lineage: Eukaryota; Metazoa; Chordata; Actinopteri; Cypriniformes; Cyprinidae
Product: ammonium transporter Rh type C-like
Exons: 11
Coding region: 90-1547 (485 amino acids)
Biological process (GO): ammonium homeostasis; ammonium transmembrane transport
Cellular component (GO): plasma membrane
Molecular function (GO): ammonium channel activity
Source: RefSeq, a predicted model, not a curated record